Molecule: messenger RNA, 1206 nt
Organism: Australozyma saopauloensis
Lineage: Eukaryota; Fungi; Ascomycota; Pichiomycetes; Serinales; Metschnikowiaceae
Exons: 1
Coding region: 1-1206 (401 amino acids)
Biological process (GO): phosphorylation; sphingosine biosynthetic process
Cellular component (GO): intracellular membrane-bounded organelle; cytoplasm; membrane
Molecular function (GO): lipid kinase activity
Source: RefSeq, a predicted model, not a curated record
AUGGUGGAGUAUUUCUACGAGGAGUCUUCUCGCAGAUUGGCAUCGGUAACAGAAAACGACGGCGUCUUCUCAGUAAAUAUUCUGCACAGCAGCAGGGUUCCCGACCCCAAAAACACAUUUGUUGCAAACAAAGCCGACAUUCUAGCCGGCGAGAAUGUAUAUAUUGUAGAUUCAGUAAAGUCAGGUUUAGGAGAGCGAAGCGACGACAAAGGUGUCUACGUUGAACUAGUAAAACCACUUCUAGAUGGAGUAUAUGGUAUCCAACACACAUACAUCAAGACUACAGGGCCGCUGCUGAUCGGUGAUUUUGCAACAGGCUUGGAGGAUGCUGGAGCACGUAUUACCGUCGUUUUGAUUGGAGGGGAUACGUCUGUAGGCGAGUUUGUGAACGACUUAUCGAGCGUGGGAACUGGCAGAGUGCGCCUAGUGGUGUUUCCUGCUGGAACCGGCAAUGCGCUUGCAUUAUCCUUGGGAAUCAAUGACAAUUUGGAUGCGAUGAGGCAGUUGCUUGGGCACGGGAGUGACGAGGUUCUGCCGUUGCACAUGUACCAAGUCGCUUUUCCGCCUGGGUCCUGCCGUCUCUACUCCGACGGAACCACAAAAAAACUCGAGGGACCCGUUUUAUUUCUAGUGGUCAUGUCUUGGGCGUUUCAUGCGUCAUUAGUAGCCGAUAGCGACCAGGACGAGAUGCGGAAGAAGGGACUCGAACGGUUCAAGAUCGCGGCAAUGCAGAAUCUACAGUGGAGACAGGAGUAUAACGCAAGAAUUAGCAUCAGUUCUGCCGGUCUGACAGCAAAUGAGGAUGCAAUUGUGCGUGACGGUCCCUUUGCGUAUUUGGUCAUCACUCCGGCAAGAAAGUUCGAGCCUAAAUUCGAUAUUCUGCCUAGCGGUAAUAUUCUAAACGAUUCGCUACACGUCAUUGGCUUUGACACCGAAGAGUCGCCAACCUAUAUUAUGGAUAUUAUGAACGAGGUGUACGAUAAUGGUGCUCAUGUUCAUGACAAACGAGUCUUCUAUGACGAGGUUAAAAGCGAUUCGCGUAUUACCUUAGAUUUGCAAGACAACAAAUCUGCCAGAAAUCGCAGAUUUUGUGUUGAUGGAGCCAUAAUUUCCCUUCCCGAUACCCAUGGUCAGGUUGUGGUGAACUAUUAUGGCUCCAGAAAAGACCACUAUGAACUUGAGAUUGUUGGCAAAAUCAACCGAUGA